AUGGUGCUGUACCUGCUACUUUUAGUGCUUUAUGCUACUCGUAUAACUAGUAUUCAACUUUGUCCCCUCCUUGGACCUAGCUGGCCUGCUCCCACAGAUCUCCCAAGCGAUCCUGCGUUCCAGUCGGCGUUGCAGAACAUCACGACGAAUAUUCAGGAUGCAGUUACCGCUGGAAACUUUUCUGGAGAUUCUCUAUCUUUGAUGAUAUUCGACACAAGUGAUUCUAGUUCAUUGCUCAAUUUGUCUAACACGGGCCAGACUAUAAAUACAACUAUCGGCGUCAGCAAGGUUGACGAGAAUACUGUGUUCCGCAUUGGCAGCGUUUCCAAGAUAUAUACUAUGCUUCUACUGCUGAUUGAAGAUGGCUUCAAUCCUUUUAACGAUCCAGUCUCUAGGUAUAUCCCGGAAAUCCGCGCGGCCACUGUCGCUCUUCUCGAGAAUUCCACGAAAAGGCAUGACGGAAUCGACUUUCUCAAGUGGAAUGAAGUGACGGUUGGAGAACUAGGAAGUCACUUAGCCGGUAUAGCAAGAGACUAUGGUAUCCUUGACCUCGCCCAGCAGGCUCCUUUACUUGAGUCACUAGGAUUUCCCGCUCUGCUCCCAGCGCAGAUUCCACCUUGCGGUUUUCCAAAUCCAUGCAGCAGGAAGCAGUUCUUUGAUGGUCUCCUCCAGGCACAUCCUAUUGUUCCCACAUCGGCAACACCAAUCUAUUCCAAUGCUGCCUUCCAGAUCCUUGGAUAUGUGGUGGAGACGCUUGCUGGUGAAGGUUUCGAAAAAGUAUUAGAGAAAGAGAUUAUCAAGAAACUGAAUCUGACCCAUACCUUCUACAAUACGCCCAGAACUUCGCUUGGGGUCAUCCCUAUUCCACAGGGAGAAUUCUGGUGGAAUUUCAAUCUUGGCGACGAGGGUCCUGCGGGUGGCCUCUACUCAUCCGCAAUGGAUUUGUCUAUCCUUGGCCGUGCCAUCCUCAAUAGCACCCUUCUUCCCCGGUCAAUCACAAGAAAGUGGAUGAAACCACUCACCCACACAUCAUCCCUGAACUACGCUGUUGGUGCACCUUGGGAGAUAUUGUCAUUCGGCAAUGAGCGCCCGAUUGACCUCUACACCGUCUCAGGGGACUUCAGCACAUACUCAUCUGUGCUGGCUCUGGACCCAGACCAUGUUAUUGGCUUCAAUGUACUUGCUGCUGGUAGCAACACCCAUGAGACAGUUGCGCUCGCCUCAGAUAUCGUUUCUGAAAGCCUACUCCCAGCACUUGACCAGGCCGCCAAGAACCAAGCGAAUGGGCGCUUCGCAGGGACAUACGCGCUCACCACCACCAACUCGUCAAUAACGAUCGACACAGACGAUGGACCUGCUCUGGUUGUCACAAACUGGAUCAACAACGGCACCGACAUGUUUCCAAGCUAUAUGAUCCUGUACGGCAUCUCCGAUCGCUCCCAAUUCAGCAUCCGGUUAUAUCCUACCGGUCUUCAGAGCCCAGGACAGCUUUCCUUCCGGGCUGUAAUUCCGCUACAGUUUCCGCCCGGAAUUGGGCCUUUCACCUCAUCUUGUAUCACCUGGGCGACUAUUGAUUUACAGGUGUACGGGAACAUAGGUGUUGACGAGUUUGUCUUCGAUUUCGAUGAGAGUGGCAAUGCAGCUAGUGUGUCUCCUAGGGCUUUGCGCACUAUCCUUCCAAAGAUUAGCUGA
Penicillium manginii is the source of this 1692-nucleotide messenger RNA. RefSeq names its product serine hydrolase domain-containing protein. The record is from RefSeq and is a predicted model, not a curated record. The transcript has 4 exons. Bases 1 to 1692 code for a protein of 563 amino acids. NCBI's taxonomy places the organism in Eukaryota, Fungi, Ascomycota, Eurotiomycetes, Eurotiales, Aspergillaceae.